Molecule: messenger RNA, 762 nt
Organism: Megachile rotundata (alfalfa leafcutting bee)
Lineage: Eukaryota; Metazoa; Arthropoda; Insecta; Hymenoptera; Megachilidae
Source: RefSeq, a predicted model, not a curated record
ACAUUUGUCCGGACGAAACUGACGUUAGAAAUAACGAUACAUUGACAUUGGAAUCAGCACCUGAUACAUCUAAUCAAGAAUAUAUAGAUGCAUGCAAAAUGCAAAACGACAUCGACAAAGAAAUCGAAAAUGUCGUUUUGCAUGUAGAUAGCAACAUUGAUGUAGAUCGUUUGUGUUCUGCCGAUGAACGAAGCAUCGUAAAUUUUGGGCACGUUUUUUCGGAAUUGCAAAGAUUGUCAACCCAUUGGCAGAAUUCAUGCCAGUUCACUGAUCUCGUCAUAACAAAAACGAUGCGUUCCGGUCUCAAAACAAAAUAUUUCGUUGAAUGUCGAAUGUGUCACUUCAAAGGUGAUUUUUGGAGUGAACCGACAUCUGACGAAAUAUUGGAUGUCAAUCAAGGUGCCGUAAUGGGUACCAUAUUGACAGGGACUGGAUAUACGCAAUUAGAGGAAUCAUUAGCUGCAAUAGAUAUAAAAUGCAUGAACAAAAAUACGUUUGCCAAAUGCCACGACGAAAUGUCCGAAGCUUUAGCCGCCGCUGCAGAGAAAGAAAUGCAGGAGGCUGCUAAAGUGGAAAGACAAUUAGCAAUUGCAAGGGGUGAUGUCACUGACGGUAUUGCAUAUAUACCUGUGAUAACAGACGGUUCCUGGAUGAAAAGAUCGUACCGCAGUGGCGGUUACGAUUCUCCAUCUGGGGCGGCUAUUAUCAUGGGUUAUUAUACGCAAAAAGUUUUAUUUGUCAGCGUGCGAAACAAAUAUUGUU